This is a messenger RNA of Amorphotheca resinae ATCC 22711, 702 nucleotides long. RefSeq lists its product as hypothetical. The record is from RefSeq and is a predicted model, not a curated record. Lineage: Eukaryota; Fungi; Ascomycota; Leotiomycetes; Helotiales; Amorphothecaceae. The transcript has 3 exons. The coding region runs from base 1 to 702 and encodes 233 amino acids.
AUGCCUCUAACGGAGCAGCGCGAGGAGGAGAAGAAGGAAAAGAAGAUCGACCUGCCCUCUGAGCGGUCGGGAAAGAGGACCGAGUUGAGGGCGAAGAAGGAGAAGGCAAAGAAACGAGAGCGGGCUGCCGGCCCGGACGAGAGUGGGCCAGCUCGGCGUCGACAGAGAAGAUCGAAGAACAUAAGAGACGAUGAGAAGAGCCAGAAGGCUGAGAAGAGGGAGAGGAAGACAGAGAGGAAUAGGCGGAAGAGGAAAGUGGUAAAAGAGAGGCGCAUGAGAGCGAGGAGGAGGCAGGCUGUGGAGGAGAUGCAGAUGAUGGGAAAGAGGGAGGAGAGAUACGAGGGGGAGGUCUCGGUCAGAAGCUACAUUAGUACUGUUUGGACGGCGACGACCGGGAUGGGCGUGGGUGCUUGGGAAGAGGGUGAUGGUUGGCGCGCUGGGGAGGGCUGGGAGCCCGAGGACGACGGUCUGGUGUCAGCUUCUGAUUCGGACAGUCACGAAGACGAUGAAGAUGAUGAGGAGGGUGGGGACGAGGAGAUGGAGGACGAGGAUGAGGAGGAGGUUAACGACGAGAUGGAGGUAGAUCACGUUGAGCACAGUCCCCAACGCAAGUGGGAUGAGGACGAGGAUGGAGAUGAUGGCCGUGUUUGCCGUGUGGGUGCUGUUCCUCUCACCCCAAGCUUCGAGUUGGUCAUGCGUUGA